Cinara cedri is the source of this 11681-nucleotide messenger RNA. NCBI's taxonomy places the organism in Eukaryota, Metazoa, Arthropoda, Insecta, Hemiptera, Aphididae. The record is from the annotation of a GenBank genome assembly.
UAAUAAUGUUGUUUGACUCUCACCGUUACCGUGCGAUGUCCUGUUCAGUUCCACGCGAUCGGCAAUCGCGCGUAAACGGUUGGUAUACUUAAUAAUAUCGUAUUUUAAUCGCAUUGAAAUUUCGAAAUUUCAAUAGUCGUCAACUAUUUUUCAUCUGAAAACAGUGUAUGAUUUUUUUUGUUCUGGACAGCGUAUUAUGUUUUGAUUUUUAAACGACUACGAGAGGUGAGGCAUUCGUAAUUUUAUACCAUAUCAUAAUCAAACUAAUUCUAAAAGUAUUAAUACUUCGUAACUAAAUCUAACUAGUACGCGUGAACCAUUAAACCUUUUAAGUUGACGUUAUUUAUUUAUUAUUUCUUAUGCUUUAUUUAAGCGUUAUAUUUUCAUUUGUUCAUCCCUACUCCAAAUACCAAAAAUUAUUAUACAUUUUUGAUUUUCAAAUAGAAAACUUUCCCCUUCUAUUGAAAUAUUCAGACUAGCACAGGGAAUUUUUUUCUAAAUAUGUUAAUAACCUGCGUAACACUUAUAUUGGAUUUAUCGUUUAUGUGUUAUAAUAGUUAAAUAUUUAGAUCGGAAUAUGAGGGAAGAGUUAUCAAUUUAUUGUCUAAAAAUGUUUAUGAUGUUUGUCACGCUUCCAAUGACGAAGAAUGAAAUAAAUCUGAAACUGAUAACUUUCACCUAUGGAAUAGUAUAUGAUUAAUUAAAAUCGAUUAUGCUCCAGUAUCAAUUUUACCCCGUGUUCCCCUUUAUACAUAAAUAUAAAUCAUUAUUAUUAUUACUAUUAUUAUUAUUAUUAUUACUUAUAAAAUUAUUAAUUUAUUAUUUAUAACUAGCUGAUCUUGCAAGGCGUUGCACGUGAUGAAUUCAACGCCCAUGGAUUUACCUCCUUUGAAACUCUAUUAAAAGUCAGCACUAAGCUACACAUAUUUUUAAUACAGUUAUUUGGAUUGUUUUGAUCAAAUAUAAAACAUAGCGGAUAACCGGCGUGUUCUACUACGCUAAAAAAAGAAAUAUAUUUUGUUUAUUUAUUAACUUUUUUAAUUAUAGCCAUUUUAAAUUUGCAAUGUUCAAUUUCCAUCCAAUUUGCAAGUAAAUUUUUAUCGCUCUUGUUAUUUAUUUUAUUUUAUUUGUAUCACCAAGAUAAUCAAUAAACCAACAUAAAUAAUUCGAUUUUCGUAUCUAAAAUACCAAUAACUCCGCGUGAAUUCCUCUUCAAAGUUGUAAUUUCGAAAUAAAAAUCAGCUAUAAACCUUUCUCGAGAAUUGCAGAUUAUAUCGGUGAAAACCGCAUCACAAUCGGUCCAGUCGAUUUUGAGUUUAUAACGGAACUUCCAAACAUUUUUUAUUUUUUAUUUACCAGGUGAUUCAUUUAACAGUGGGUACACUAAUUAUCUCGGAAAGUAUUAACGUUUUCCGAAAUUUGUUUUCUAGAACAUUUAAUAAACGAGCUGCUCUUUACUUUUAGAGGUAAAACCACUAUUUACUUUUGAUUUUUAAAUGGCAACCUAUAAUAAACAUUAAAUAAAUAGAUGGAAUGUUAGUUAAAAUAAAUUUAAGUAUUGAAAUUUUUGAUUUCUGUCAAGCUGUUGACGAGAUAUUCCAUUUUUAAAUUUAGGUUGGAGGAGAGUAGUGGUGCAUAAAUAACACGCCGCGCACCGUACUGCCGUAUAAAUGAUAUUGGUGGUGGACGCUACCGUCGUUGUCUACUGGUGGCACGUCGUCCGUACCAGGACACGUUUUCCCUUUGGCCCAUAAACACGUAUUAUCCGUUGUUGGAUGGGAAUGUCGUCGGUUUACCACAAUCGUAUUAAUGGUCCUUACGUGCGUUCACUUAGUGCGACGACCGAUUUCAUAUUAAGUCACGUGGAAUUGUUAAUUUAUAACUAACAAACUUAAACACGCGAAGGUCAGAUUCCUCAACAUCUUAUAGAAUUUUGUAACAUUGGCCAUUUAUUUAACAUUUAGCCUUCUAUUACUAACUGAAGUUUACUUAAAGAUGGUAAAUAUUUAUAAUGAGACAGUUUUGUACCUUUAUUUUAAGUACUAUGUGUUUGUAAGCACUAAUUUUCUCCUAGUAGAUUUCACAACGAUAAUAAGAGAGUUUAGUAUAACAGUGGCUGCGUUGUGUACACCAGAAUAGACAUAGAUCAUUUUAUCAUAGGUACAGGUAAAGAAAUAAAAUUGUCUACUACGUCCUUUAUUGAAAUAAUGAUCUAGGUAUUUCAAAUUGUUCAAAAUAAUAUCUAUAAUAAAGACUAAAUAUUUUGUUUCAUCAAAUGUAUGGUCAUUUGAUGAAAAAAUUCAUAAGCUAUCAAAUUUUAGUAUCCAUUUCGUGAAAAGAUGAAAUUAAUGACAUGUUUAAAUAUGUUACUAGUGAAAAAAAAAAUGGUCUCCAAUUUAUGAACUGAAUGAACAUGCACAGUGUAAUCGAGUAAAUUGAGUGGAUAUAAUAUAUGUAUUAUCCUAUACAUUUUAAACUUCUUAUGUAUUUUUUGCCCCUCGGUUAAUCGAAUCUGUGUUAACAUUUCUAUUUGCAGCUACCUCUCUGCUGUCAUCGUUUAUUGUAGAUAAAUAUACAUACAUUACAUAGGAAAUGUACUAUAUGGGAUAUGCAGGAUUUGUAAAAAUUAUAAUAUCUAUAAAUAGCUCAAAAAUGGCUAAAAUGUUUUGAAUUUCGCCACGUUUAGAAAAACAAACAUAAUUUUUCUGUUCAAAUUUCAAAUCUCUACCAAUAUUUUUCACUGAAUCAUAAUAUACGAAAAAAUUGAAAAUAAUACAUUUCAUACAUUUUUCCAUUUUUCUACGUUUUUUCUCAGUUGUCCCGAUAAUUAUGAAAACCGCUUAGAAAAUCAAAAAAAUGACUAGAUACCAAUAAGAAAAAAUUUUCUUUUAGAAAAGGUCCUAUACUUGCUACAUAAAAACAAUAUUUCUGGUAGAAAAGUUGUUUACAGAUAAAAAAUAAGUAAAUAAACAGUAUUGUAAAACCAAUAUAUUCCAUUCUAUACUCAUAACCUAAAACUACUACAUUAUUUGAUAGUGGAUUUAAUGUGAUUUUAAACGUUUUGUUUACACAAAUCUCGAAAAAUAUACAAUGGAAUAAUACUAUUACCAUAUUCAAAUCAAUUUUGCACUUGUAGUAAAUUAUAAUAUUAUGUAUAGCAGUAUAGAAAAAUCGUUUACGCAAUAAGGUAUGAUGAGCGCGUGGUUAUCAAUAAUUGAGUGGUCCAAUAUGUAUAAAUAUUUGUUACUGGAUAAUUUAUGGUUAAUUACCUACCAAUAUUUAUGUAGAUUAUUUAACCGUAUUAAUAGGUAACCGACAAAUUCACUUACGUUACAAAUCAGCUUUACCCAGUGAAUGGCUGAUUAAUAAUAAUUCCAAAACAAACGUAUGGGCAAAAUAUAAGUUGUUACACACUAAAAAAUACUAUAAAGGUGGAUCUGAGGUAAAUAACGGGGGAGGGAAACUUAAAAGUUUUAUUAUUAUUUGAAAAUUCAUAUAAGCCACAAAAGUCACAUUUAUAUCGUGUUCAAUGAUGAAUGAAGCCAAGAGUAUAUUAUUUGAUCUAAGACUUUGUGGAAAGUGAACGGUCGCCCCCAACGCCCCCUUCCUUGGAUUCGCCAUUGAAAUACUCUGCAAUGUUCUUUUGUUUUUGUUAUACACUAUAGUAAAGUGUAAAUCUUAACUAAAUCAUGUCGUUUAGUACAGUACUUGUAUAAAUACUGUCUAAUAAGUGUGAUGAUUGAUGACUUUAACGACUUGGUUAUCAACUUGGUAGUUUUUUUCACAACUCAUUGCAUAUACAAUAGGUAUUGUAUUCUUAUAGACUUUUUGAAAAUAGUAUUAUCUUCUGCCACGAGGAUAAAAUAUAAAUUUAAGUUCGUCUUUAAAAAAUAAAUUACCAAAGUAAUAAUAAUAAAAAUAAUAGUAAUCGUUCGAACGAUGUGUUCAUCGAAGGGGCGAGGAACACAUUAAACAUCGCCUCAGAAGGAAAGAGGAAGCCGAAAGACGAAGAUACGUGCUAUUGAGGGUGAUACGAGGAUAGUCAGAUCCGCGGAAGACUGAUUUAAAUGCUGUUCGAGGAAGAUUAAUAAAAUUGUAUUAUUUUCGAUAUAAAAAGACAUUCAUAACUUUUCAAAACAUUUUUAUUGAGUGAAACCUUGUACAUAUACUAGAUAACUAAUGUAUUAUUCGACUGACCGUGAACCACGAUGUGCAUAUUAUUUUAAUGUACUCGUCAAAUCGAUUAGCUAAGAAUAUAAUAUAAACUAUUAUUAUAAUACUAUGAUAUUGUGAACGCGUACAGUAAUAAUAAUAUGCGUGUCCAUUAUAGCUUAUCGUUUAACGACAAAGGGCUAAAUUUAUUUUAUUAUUAUUCAUUACAAAUUAUUACAUAAUUGUUUAAAAUAAUAUUUUUAAACCGUAAAUCAGGUUUUGUAGGUAUUGAAAAAAAUGGCGAAUUUAAAAACGAAUGACGACGAAGAGCUAGAAAAACUCGAAAAUCACUCGGAUGAUGCAUCGAAUCUGCCUGGCAAAUCGAACCUAAAAGGAGAUUGGUUAAAUUUUUUCCUGUUAUUAUUGCUGUACACGAUACAAGGGUUGCCAUUGGGCUUUGCCGUCGCUUUGCCGAUUAUUUUCCAAAGUAAAAGAGUGGUGUCCUAUCGAGAACAAGUGAGUUUGUGUAUUUGAUAAAAACUAAAUAUGUUUAAUGUUUUAAACAUUUCAUCUAAAACACAAACCGAAAACACAAUAAUUUAUGAAAUGUAGAAGAAAUCGUUUAGAAAGUAAAAAAAAAAAAAAACGUGUAGCGCCAUAUUACAAAUGAUAAUAAUCUGUAUGAAUAAAAUAACUAUUACAAAAUGAUUCGCAAGUUUUUCGAAAUUUUUAGAUAUUUAUCCAAUACAAUUCUAAAGAUCUAAAUAACACAGUAGGGGGUUUUUAAUGAAAUAUUUAAUAUUAUAGAUUUGUGUAUGUGAUAUUGCAUUGUGUCUGUCAGUGAUUUUAUAAUCUUACAGAUGAUACGAAUAAGUGAAUUCAUCUAAUUCAUGACAUUUGUUUGGAUGACCAGGUUAAAAAUUCAGUCUAAAUUCCAAGUGUAAUAAUCUAUCAAAUUUAUUAUAAUUAUUUUUUUUUUAAUUUAGGCAUUUUUUAGCUUAGUCUCGUGGCCAUAUAGCGCAAAACUGUUAUGGGCGCCGAUAGUAGACUCACUAUAUGUACGGAGGAUAGGCAGACGAAAAUCUUGGCUCAUACCCGUUCAAUUAUUAAUGGGUAUGUAAAUUAUUUAAUUCCAGUCUUCACUGAUUUGAUAUGGUUACGGUACAUUGAUAUAGUACAAAUGUGAAUUCUGAUCGGUUUUAAAUUUAUUAUUUUGUACGUUUUUACAGGCGCUUUUUUGUUUUACACGGCUACCAAAAUCGACGAAUGGUUGCCUGAGUCUGAAAAACCCAAUCUCAAGGCUUUAGUGUACGCGUUCUCCGUCAUCACUUUUCUGGCGGCCACGCAAGACAUAGUAGUCGACGGUUGGGCACUGACAAUGCUUAAACAGUAAGUGAUUUCGGUUUGUACGUCUUCGUUCACCAACAUGCGCAUUCUGAGGUUUUAGAUGGAAUGAUUCAGUAUAGAUAAAAAAAGAUCAAAAUAUAGAUUUAUUGAGCAUAUUUUGUUUGUGCAUUCAAACAUACUCGCCUAACGAUUCUGAACGAAUAUAGCCAAUUACGUCAUCAUGUCUGUAUAAUAAUAUAGUGUAAACGUUUCCCCCGCCAAUCGGUUUUAACUUUUUACUACGAAUUUGAAUAAAAGUUAUUAUUUUCAAAGUUUUGAACAAUAGCGCGUAGCUAUAAGCAGUCUCCUUGUAUAAAUCUCUAAAUAUUUAGUACUAAAAAAGAAAGAAAAAAUAUUCGUGUGAAGACAUUAUUUUUCAUUUGAGAAUUUUACGUAGGUAUAGGUACUAGGCAGCCUAAAAUUAUAUAAAAUACAUAUAUUUUUUGUAGAUUAAAAUUGUGAACGCAAUAAUACAAAAAAAUUAUUAGAACACAUUAGCCAUCAGGUGCAUUUUAUUAGAAUUGUUCAUCCAAUUUCGUUAACAUUUAGGACUGAAUAUGUGGUCUUCAGUUUGGAAUAUUUUAAUUUACCAAAUAUCACAUUUAUAAUUUAAUAUUUUAAUAAAAUUAUUAUUUUUAUUGUACUGUAGAAACAACGUAGGUCAUUCCUCUACAUGCAACGGAACUGGUUUAGCAUUAGGUGUGCUCAUCGGUAUGGUUGGCCCGGUUCUGCUCACGUCCGAAGACUUUUGCAAUAAAUACUUGAGGUUCACAGAUGACACAGGAGGGAUAAUUACUAUUAAAAGUACGUUAACAUUAUUGCAGGUGAAGUGUGACUAAUAUGUAUUUAUUAUUUUAUUCCGACGUGUUAGUCGAUAGUCGACAACUACAAGUUUACUUCAAAAAGUCAUAAAUGCGCUUUUUCUUGUCUAUAUAGGUUUUUUAUACUUUUGGAGUAUAGCGUUUAUACUGAUAACGAUACUAAUCGUUACAUUCAAAAAAGAAAACGACUUCGAUGAAUCAGAAACAAAAAUCAACAUAUUUCAAAACUAUAAACUGUUGUGGCAAAUUUUAAGGUUACAGAACGUUCGUGUAUUGGUGGUAGCCCUGUUAACAAUGAAGGUAAAUAUCAGUACUAUUACGAUGACGUUAUACCCACAUAUACUAUCGCAGUCCAAUCAACGGGCAAUAUGGAAAAAUCUACUUUACGCAGACUGCGUAGAACUCACUUAAUUUUGAUGUUAGGGUAAAAACACCUAUUAUAAGGAAAUUAUUCCGGAGAGCAAGACGGUGCGCUUCUUUUUUUAAAUUAAAUUUUCGUAAUAUUAAAACCAUUUAAAAAUGAUUAUUUGGUCUUUAUUUCUAAACAAUGUAUUGAACGUAAUAAUCGGAAUAAUAAUUAGAAUAAUGGGAAAAACGCAUCGUCCUUGCCCUUCGGAAUAUUGUUCUCUUUUAACUUUAUAAUAAACGAUUUUAAUCGAAAACCAAAAUUAAGCGAAUCUGCGUAAGGUCGAUUUUGCCAUAUUGUCCGUAAGUUGAACUAAGACAGCGCGUGCGGGUCCUCUUGAGUACAUCGCACGAUUAAUUUAAAUGAAAUAAAAUAAUAAUAAUAAUUUAGCAUUAAAAUUGACAUUAUUAUUCUUUUAUGUUAUAGAUUGGGUUUUCGGCAACCGACGCAGUUUCGCAUUUGAAACUUAUCGAUGCCGGCAUAUCUAAAAAUAACAUAAUGUUAAUACAAAUAUCAAUGUAUGUGGUCAAAUUCAUUAUACCACUCGUUGUGUCAAAAUAUACUUCUGGCCUGAAACCGAUGAGUGCAUACAUGAAUUUAAUGCCUAUCAGGUAAAAUAACAAUGAUAAUGCGAUAGGUACUUAUUCAAACGAUCCUAUUCUAAACUAAACUAAGGGAUAGAAAUAUUCUGAAAAAUUGUAUUUAAUCUGCACACAAAAAUGUUGAAAAACCUUUUAUUUUAUUUUGAGAAAUUGCAAGUUUUGAUUAAAGGCUUUUAGAACCAGAACACCAGAGUUGGAACUUCAAAACUGCUUUACUGUACGUUAGAAAGACAGCGACGGCAAAUAAUACUGUCACUUUCUUUUUAACAGAAUACAGUUCAUUAUCAGAAUUCAUUAAUACAAUAUGUCGUAACUCAUUCACGAAAAAAUGUUACAUAUCAUUAUAUCUUUAUUUAGCAAUCAAUCAUUAGACUCGUAGGGUUAUUUUUAUUCUUUCCUAAUUUCUAAUGAAUUUUCGAGGGGAAAAUCGAAUUUCUUCGAUUAUUUUACCAAAUAUUUUUGGAAAUUUCGAAUAUUUUGAUCUCUAGUCUAAAUGUCUAUGUAUUAUAAAAGUUUGAACCGUAUAAAAUACCCGACGAUUUCUUCCUAUAACAAUUUUUUUUUUAUUUAUUUCAGAUUACUAUGGAGCUUCACUUAUGUCAUAUUGAUCUAUUAUACACCGGCGUUAAUUAAUACAAACGGAGUCGUAGACGUGCCCAUAUAUUAUUACGUGAUAUUGGGACUUAUUUGUACAGUGCACGAGGUUAGUCAACAAAAAUACCGUAUUGUGAUAUAAUGUGUGUGCUUAAAGUUUAUUUUAUUUGUGUUAAUACGUUAUACAUUAAAACGAAAUGUAUCUCUCACGUCGAUUACUAUUCCAGUGGCCGAGAAGGGUGCGAUAAAAAAACUCGUAGGUAUAACGUUUUGAUUUAGUAUAUAAAGAUAACCCUAAUCAAUUAAACUUCAAAUUAAAUCAAAAAUUCGCAUCCAAAUCAGUCAAAUAUAUUGAUAAAUCAUUGAUGGACCUAUUGAAAAUUAACUACGUACAAACGAAUUAUGAAAUCGAACGAUAUCGUAUUCAUAAUCACUACGGGUUAUUAAUCGAUUUAAAAAAAAUCUAUUUAAUUAACAAAUUUAUUGUGGAUAGCUCGGGGUUAGUCUAACCGAAAUUAAUGAUUCUGAUUUAUCAAAUGUCAGUGUAGAGUGUCAUUUUAUGAAUGACAGUGUAGAGUGUUAUUAAUAAAAGGAAUUCUAAUAAGCGUUAACUCGAGUUGAGUUUUCAAACUCACUUAUAGUAAUACACAAGUUAUACACAAUUUGAAAAACUAGACAUUUAUAUUAAUAACAUUUUCGGUAUACUUUUAAAAAUUUAAUAUUAUUUUAUUCCAAAAAUAAAAUUCAUAAAACAUACAAAAGCUUAUAAUGUAUUUACGUAUUAUUGUAAAAUUAAAAAUGUAACGAUAUUUUUUAUUAAUUCUCCAGAAAAAAAAAUCGAAUUUUUAAAUAAUAUAUGUUUUAUUGUUUUCUGGUUUUUAGAUACUGUCUUUCACAAUGUUCAUUUUUACAAUAGGGUUUUUCUCCCGGAUAUCCGACAAACGUUUCGGCGGCACUUACAUGACCAUGCUGACAACGAUAGCCAAUUUUGGAUGGGCAGUAUCAAACACUAUUGCCCUUAGAAUGAUUGACGUAUUAACGUUUAGUAAAUGUUCAAAUGAUGUUAGUAACAAUUGUUCUACGCCCGAUUUAAAAACCGUAAGACUUUUAUUUACUUGUAAUAUUUGUAUCCAGUGAAUCAUAAUUGAAAACCGAUAAGCUUACAAAUACAUUGCCAUUUACUAUUUAAUAGUAUAAAAUAGUCGGUUCUAACUCACUGAUCUUAAUGCUCAUCCGUAGACUAUGAAACACUCGAAUGUGUUUUUUGGCAUACCAUAACCUUAGUUUUUUGCCAUUUUAUCCUCAGGUCAUAUUCUUCAAUGUAUUUCUGCAUCUACAAUUCUUUUUGGUUUUUGUUUAUUGAGACAGUAUAAUUUAUGAAUCUGAGGUAUACAUUAGAACAUUAUAAAAACAAGAGUUAUUAUAGAUUCGGAGCGUUGGUUUUACAAUGACUUUUUUUUUUUUAUGCUGUGUACAAAACGUUUUAGAUAUCUUACACCGAUGUAACAAGUGUAACAUCUUUGAAAGAAAUUUUAUCUAGUUGGUAAUUUAAAGCGGUCAGUUUUCCAAAUGGUUUUCAUAAUAAUUGAGAAAAAAUGUAGGGAUAAACGGACAAAUAUUUACGACGUAACGAUUUCUCUUUUUUAAAAUUUUUGUAACUUCGUUUUCUAACCGAAAUACUGGUCCAACAGAAAAACAACACAAGCUCUUUUUUUUUUGUUGCAUAUUAUAUCUAAUUGCUCACGAAGAAAGUUAUCAUAUAAUUUUCCAGAUAUCAUAAUAAUUAAAAAAAACCAAAAAAAGAUAAAAAAUUAAAACUGAUAAAUUUAUCACGUCGUAAAUUUGUGUAGCUUAAUAUGAUUUGUGCCAGAAAUAUUAAUCCAUUAUUUUUGAAUUUUUAUGUUGUUGGUGUUUAAGAAAGUCGUUUUUUGAUUUUCUAUGUAGUUUUUUUUUUAAUAACUGAGCAAAACCGAAAAAAAAACAUAGAAAGAAUUGGGAAAUUUACAGAAAUAAUGGUUUUAUUAUUUUCAGUUUUAUUUUUUUGUUUUACCUAAUUUAGUUAAACAUAUUUGUGGAGAUUUGAAAUUUAAACAGAAAUCUUAUAUUUUAUUUUCUUUGAUGUUGUAACAUUUUCAAAACCUUUGAGCUAUUUUUGAGCUAAUUAUAGACAUUUUAAUUUUUCAAGUUUUUUAAGUAAUUUUUAUUCGGAAGGUGUUGAAAUAUUCGAAAAUUCAACAUUAUAAAUUGUACUUUGUGAUAAAAAUAAAUGAGUGAUGCAAUUUUUUUUUUAUAAAAAUUUGAAUAUCAAAUUUUGCCGAAAAUAAAUAUUGCGCCUUUCAAAACAUGUAUAAACAAACUUCACUUUGCAAUAGUUUAUUAUUAGUUACGGAUAUGAAUUAAUGUAUCCUAUCUUUUGACUUUCACUCCUAUGAUAGUAAUACACCCAUCCCCAGUAACAACUUUUUUUUUUCAUAUUUUUAAAUUUUUUUUUGUCAAAUAUUAUUAAAUUGUCUUGUAGACAUCUGAUUAAAAUUAAAAACGUUGAUUAAUUAUUAAUCUGUAUACGGUUUUAUAAGAACUCAAUUAUUCAUAACAUGAACGAGGGACAGGGGACCAGAAUUCCGGAGAAUUUUACUAUAAUAUAUUCUUUGGUAAUACUAUAAUUUAUUUAUUUUUUAACGUUUUUGAAUAUUCGUUUAGGUGUGCCAAACAAAUAGAGGUGAAUGUGUAACAGCAAUAAACGGUUACUAUUUAGAAGUGAUCCUGUGCGUGACAAUUGGAUUUGUUUGGUAUUAUAUUUAUAAGGGAAUCGUACGUGAUCUUCAGUCUAUGAAUCCAUCCAAUUGGCUGGUGAACAUUCCUAGACCUAACAUGAAACGUGAUGAAAAUAAUAUUAUUACGAGAUAAUAUCAUUAUUUACCUCCUAUUAUUUAAAAAUCAAAAUAAAAAACUUUGCACCUAAACGAGUUUAUAUAAAUUUUACUUCAUGGGAAAGUGGACUUAAUAAUAACUUAACGAGUUCAAGUGAGUUAAAAGUUCUUAGCUAGGUUAAUUUAUACUUAAAACUUUUUUUAUGUUUAUCAAUACAACUUGUUUUAGAUUCUGAGUGGAAUAUAUUGGUUUUACAAUGACAUUUUUUAUUUUUUUUCUGUGAACAACUUUUCUACCAGAAAUUUUGUUCCGAUUUUCAAGUGUAGCACUUUUCCUGAAAUGGAAUUUAACUGGGGUGGUAUUUUAAAGAGGUUAUUUUUAAUUUAUCAGUAUUUUUAUAAUGAGUGGAAAAAAUCGAGAAAAAACGUAGGAAAACGGCAAAUUUACGAAAUAGAUUAUUUUAAAAUCGUAAAUACUAUGGCGUAAUAAAUAAUAAUACUACGGGUACUUUAAAAUUAUUUGUAACCAAACUUCGCUCAGAAUCGUUUUUUGUUAGCAAUGAUUAAUCUAUGCAUACAGAUAUAUAUUAAAUUUUCUCUCCACCUUUCCAACUUCUCACAAACAUUAGUGGCCCACCUAUCGUAACAUUAUGUGAAAUAUGUCCGUUUGUUAAAAUAAUGCAAAACAGCAUUAUUUUAAACGUUAAGUUAAUUUGAAAUUCUUAAACUUCAAUACAUUAUUAAAUUUGCAAUUUGUACACCAUUUGAAUAUAAUAUAUUAUAUUAUUCAACACUAUUUUAAUACUGUUGUCAAGUUUAAAAUGUGUAUAAUUUAAUUUUUCUGAAAUCA